UAUACAUACAUCCCCUCAUUCCCUAGCCUCCCUCCCUUCCACAGGGAAACAACUGAAAUAGCACAACAGUAAAUGCAUAUGUUAGCAUUAUUGAGUCUAAGAUUAAAAUAGCAAUGAUCAAAGACAACAAAAAUAAAGGAUACUGUUCAUACAUAAUAACCUGCCUUGGGGAACACUGUCCCUAUGCCUAAAUGUUAAACCAAAAUACCUUUGUUUGGGACCCUGUCCACCUGUGGAUGGCUACAGGAAGGAAGAAAUUAACACAUCCGCUAUGCUCACUCCACAGAGACAGGCCAUUCCAGGAAAUAUUUGUAAGAUUGAUGGCCUUUUUUAUUUUACCUCCUCAUUCCCAUCCCAUCUAUUCUAUAAAAGAAUCUGGUAUUAAGUCCCCAUAAGAUGGUUAUUUUGAGACAUUUGUCUGCCAUCUUCUCCUAUUCAUUGCCUCAAUACUUCAUCUCUCAUUUAAUUGGGCUGUUGUGUGGUGAGCAGAGUGAGCUUGGACUAGGUAACAAAAUGUUAUGUAAAUGAGAAAUAAACUUUGUGUUAAUACUUAUUUUGAGGUUUACUUGUCACAACAACUGCAUCACCUCAACUAAUAUAUAAUGUGUACAUUUAUUUUAGAGAUUAAAUCCCUUUCCAGCUUCCUUGUUUAAUGAUGUACAGUAAUGUACAACUCUUUCCAUACUGGUUUGCCCAACGUGAGUUAUCCUCGUUCUUUGCUAUCAAGGUCAUCCUCAUCUUCAUAUUCUAUCCCAAAUAUAAGCUCGUUCUCUGUCCUUUUCAUCUUGACAGUAAUCCAGUACUAUCACCUUCAACAUCUGCUACAUUGUAGAAACCAGAGCAAUAAUCUAUUCUGUAACUGGCCAUAUUGGUUCAGUUUCUUUCUCAUUUCCUUCUUUACCAAGUUAUGCUUUGGCUAAAACUUCAUAAACUUCUACUUUCUGGAUGAAGAUGCAUCUAUUCUAUUCCUUAAACUCUACAUGUUUUCCCAGGGGUGUGAAAAGGUAGCUAAUUUCAGUUCUUGCAUUAAUCUGUUCCUGACUACAAAAGGAGAAUUUGUCUCAGCCUCUCAUGUGGACUGCCUUAUCCAUCAAAGCACCCCAGACAUGCAAGAGGAUGAAACAUACACCUCUCUUCAGUGGGAUACUCCAACAUCAAACCCUUAUCAGAGACAUCUGUCUUCCACCAAAAAUUCAGGAGUAUGGUGUCUUGUGACGGUGAUCUUAUGUAUUUUCUGCAUUGGCUCAUUAGCAACCUCCAUUUUCUUGGGCAUCAAAUUGUUUCAGAUGUCCACUGCUAUAAUGCAGCAGCAAGAAAAACUCAUCCAACAGGAGAGAGCACUGCUCAACUUCUCACAGUGGAAGAGAAACCCCAACCUACAGAUGACAUAUUGCCAAACCUUAAUGCAGAAGUCUUUCAGUUCAGCCUAUAACUGCAGCCCUUGUCCAAACAACUGGAUUCAGAAUGGAGAAAGUUGUUACUAUGUCUUUGAAAGCUGGAAAUUUUGGCACACUAGUAGAGAGGAUUGUUGGAAGAAGGAAUCUGAUCUUCUGCAAAUAGAGAGCAAAGAAGAAAUGGACUUUAUCACGGGCAGCCUGACGAAGAUCAAAAGAAACUAUGAUUACUGGGUAGGACUGUCACAGAACGGGUCCAACCAACCUUGGCUUUGGCAGGAUGGCUCCUCUCCUUCCGCUGACCUGUUGCCAAGACAGGCACCCCAGUCAACCGAUCAAGUCUGUGGAUACCUCAGAGACAAUGGCCUUUCUUCUGCUAACUGCAGCGUUUGGAAAUAUUUCAUCUGUGAGAAGUACGCACUAAGAUCUUCUACCUGAAAGAAAUUUUGCUUAAAGUGAUCACUCCAUUAUGAUCAUAUUUGCAACAGAUCCUUCAAAAACCUGUAAUAAUGAGCCUAAGGGCCAGCACAGAACUAAACCAGUGCAAGGGCUGUAAAACCAGCUACCUGGGACACAAAACCUAUCUUGCCUUUACGCUUGGUAAUAUUCCUCAAUGCUUUCCAUAUGUUUCUUUGACACUGCUCAAAUUACUUACCAAUAAUAAAAUUGGUUUAGAGCAACAGAAGACAAAACUGUAAAGAAUGGAGAACAUAGGCUGAAGAAAAAUCAUUUCCAUUUGUCAUUUUUUUUCCUCUGUCUCUUUCUAUUUUUUUUUUAAUUUAGAGUGACUAUAAACUCUACAGAAAAAUCAGUAAAUCACUGGUGAGAUGAUGCAAUUUUAGCUAACCAAUACCCUUUUCAAUAAAUGAAUAAAUGUGACCUUUCAAACUCACUGUUUGCAAAAUCUUUCUAUGCAUUUACUGGGCUUGCCAGGCAUUAUGUUAUCAGACUGGUAGGAUGGGAAGACAGUGACAUGGAUUUUCAAAUUGGAAGGAAGAUAUGCUGCUAUCUUCUGCCUAUAAGACAAAAUCAUUUUUAGGACUGCAGAAUUUUACUGGAGAGAAGAACAACCAGAGCUACAUGUCUGUGGAAGGAAUAGUCAGGCUGGCACAGCAGUAUCCAGUAAGGAAGAGCUGGCUGAUUCAUGUUGUUGUAUGGC
Molecule: messenger RNA, 2553 nt
Organism: Capra hircus (goat)
Lineage: Eukaryota; Metazoa; Chordata; Mammalia; Artiodactyla; Bovidae
Gene: CLEC9A
Product: C-type lectin domain family 9 member A
Exons: 6
Coding region: 981-1832 (283 amino acids)
Biological process (GO): receptor-mediated endocytosis
Cellular component (GO): cell surface; membrane
Source: RefSeq, a predicted model, not a curated record